Molecule: messenger RNA, 1272 nt
Organism: Gadus chalcogrammus (walleye pollock)
Lineage: Eukaryota; Metazoa; Chordata; Actinopteri; Gadiformes; Gadidae
Product: class I histocompatibility antigen, F10 alpha chain-like
Exons: 7
Coding region: 95-1192 (365 amino acids)
Biological process (GO): immune response
Cellular component (GO): external side of plasma membrane
Source: RefSeq, a predicted model, not a curated record
GUUCGCAGGUUUCCUGGUCAGUGCGUCUGAUGCUGGAGUCGGAGUCACGUCUCUGUGGAUAAUCUCAUCGAGCUGUUCUUCUGAAUACAUCGAUAUGAAGGCGCUAACGGGGCUGCUGCUGUUGGUCUUUGGUCACGGUGUGUCCUCAGUGCUUCACUCUAAGCAGUAUUUCUACACGGGGUCGUCUGGACUCACAACCUUCCCAGAGUUUGUUGCUGUUGGGAUGGUGGAUGGAGUUCAGUUUAACUACUAUGACAGCAACACCCAGAGAAUAGUCCUCAAACAGGACUGGAUGGAGCGGUACGCCAGAGAGGACGCCGACUACCUGGAGAGGAACACUGGAAACUAUCUGGGUUCCCAGCAGGCCUUCAAAGUCAACAUUGGGAUUCUGAAGAAGAACUUUAACCAGACAGGAGGUAUCCACAUGUUUCAGUUGAUGUAUGGUUGUGAGUGGGAUGAUGAGGAUGAUUCUACUGAUGGUUAUAGACAGUUUGGUUAUGAUGGAGAGGACUUCAUAUCGUGGGACAUGAAGACCAUGACCUGGGUCGCUGCAGUACCUCAGGCUGUCCCCACCACACAGAGAUGGAAUGAGAAUAAAGCUAGAUUACAAUACCGGAAGAACUACAUCACCAAGGAGUGUGUUGGUGGGUUGAAGACGCUCCUGUUCUAUGGGAAGAGCACUCUGCAGAGAACAGAGCGUCCGCGGGUGUCUCUGCUCCAGAGGAGCCCCUCCUCCCCAGUGGUGUGCCAUGCUACAGGCUUCUACCCUGACAGGGUGGUGGUGUUCUGGAGGAGAGACGGCCAGGAGCUCCAUGAGCAGGUGGACCCCGGGGAGGUCCUCCCCAACCACGACGGGACCUUCCAGGUCAGCGUGGACCUCAACCUCACGGCCGUCCCACAGGAGGACUGGGGGAGGUACGAGUGUGUGGUCCAGCUGAAAGGCAUCGAGGACAUCUCCACCCCCCUGGACCCCGCCCUCAUCAGGACCAACUGGGAUGUACCUUCAGAGGUCCAGAGUGGCCUCACCAUCCCCAUCAUCAUUGGGUUCGUUGUUCUCCUCCUCGCUGCUGCUGCUGCUGUUGUUGGAGUCCUUCUGUACAAGAAGAGGAACGGUUCUGACACCAGCUCUGAGAACACUGAGGGGCAGAAUCCGGCUCCUGAGGCCCAACCUCUGAUCACAGUUUGUAGUUAAAUCAUGAAGAGGCUUCUCACGUUCAGCUUCCUAAAGCAGGAUGCAGUGGAUCGCAGUUCAUUUAUAAUCCUUACAAACAG